AUGCUGAAAACAGCAAACCAUCCGGAAGUAAGGAGAAGGAAUGGGAAGAGGAACGAGAGCGCUUACUGGGACAGAUUGUUGGAGAGGGAGGAUUCAUUACGAAUUGUGCAGCAACAGCUUGUGGACACAAAAAAGAUCAACACGGACUUAUACGAUAAACUGAAAUUGGCGGACGAGAAAUGGCGGAAAUUGGAAAAAGACUUAUCGAGGAUCCGACAGCAGUACGCAGAGGAAAGUGAGUUUCUGAAAAAGACCAUCUCAAAUCUCGAAAUGUCAAACGCUGUUCUGCAGGAAAACGUACAAAAGAGGAACGAGAAUGACAAGAGUGAUCCGCAGCUGAGCUUGAAAAAGAAGUACGGGUCACAUGACAGAGUUGGUUUGGAAACGUUGCCAGGAAAAGCAGAAUUGCUCUUGCUCAUGGUACUUUACUGA
This is a messenger RNA of Cooperia oncophora, 432 nucleotides long. The record is from the annotation of a GenBank genome assembly. NCBI's taxonomy places the organism in Eukaryota, Metazoa, Nematoda, Chromadorea, Rhabditida, Trichostrongylidae.